AUGAGCGCAAGACGGUCGUUACUGCGACUUUGUCGCCCUGCAUUCCGCCCUUUAGUAACCCGGAGCUUCCCCAGCGCCAUUCCAACCCUGUCACAGUCGCAACCUCCGCGGGGCUGGACGCCGACACCCUUUGUAACAGAGACGGUGGGAGGUGGCUGGCACACCUACGACAUCUUCUCCAAACUCCUCAAGGAACGAAUAAUCUGCCUAAACGGCGAAGUAGACGAAUCCAUGUCCGCUAGCAUCGUCGCCCAACUCCUCUUCCUUGAAGCCGACAACCCCAACAAACCAAUCCACCUCUACAUAAACUCUCCCGGCGGCUCCGUAACAGCCGGCCUCGCAAUCUACGACACCAUGACCUACAUCGCCUCGCCCGUGUCAACAAUCUGCGUCGGGCAGGCCGCCUCCAUGGGCUCACUCCUCCUCUGCGGCGGCCACCCGGGCCAGCGCUACUGCCUGCCACACUCGUCGAUUAUGAUCCACCAGCCGAGCGGCGGAUACUUUGGGCAGGCGACAGACAUUGCGAUUCACGCGAAGGAGAUACUGCGCGUUCGACAUCAGCUGAAUCAGAUCUAUAAGCGGCAUUUGAAUGGGAAGAAGGAGAUGACGCUGGAUGAGAUUGAGAAGUUAAUGGAGAGGGAUUAUUUCAUGGGGGCGAGGGAGGCGUUGGAGUUGGGAAUUGUGGAUGAGGUGUUGGAGCGGAGGGUUAAGGAGGAAGAGAAGAAGGAGUAA
Molecule: messenger RNA, 732 nt
Organism: Aspergillus calidoustus
Lineage: Eukaryota; Fungi; Ascomycota; Eurotiomycetes; Eurotiales; Aspergillaceae
Source: the annotation of a GenBank genome assembly